Molecule: messenger RNA, 1737 nt
Organism: Penaeus indicus
Lineage: Eukaryota; Metazoa; Arthropoda; Malacostraca; Decapoda; Penaeidae
Product: synaptotagmin-15-like
Exons: 8
Coding region: 1-963 (320 amino acids)
Biological process (GO): regulation of calcium ion-dependent exocytosis; synaptic vesicle endocytosis; cellular response to calcium ion
Cellular component (GO): plasma membrane; exocytic vesicle
Molecular function (GO): phosphatidylserine binding; calcium-dependent phospholipid binding; syntaxin binding
Source: RefSeq, a predicted model, not a curated record
AUGCAGAUGAAACUCCGGCUUCGGAAAAUUAGGAACGACACAAGAUGGCGGAUGCACGGAGCGGCGUGCAGUCUGGGCACCAUAAACCCAGAGCUCUACAAAACAGACGAACUGGAAGGCGAGUAUGACCAGUACCCGGAUGACCACAUCGGGCGCGUCUGGCUUCAGCUGGAGUAUUUCAGCGACUCCGAGAAACUCCUCGUGAAUCUGAUCAAGGCUAAAAACCUCCCGAGCCGCCUCAUCGGUUCUAUCAACGCGUGCGAUCCUUACGUGAGGCUGUACCUCAUGCCGGACGAGCGCCGUUAUCUCCAGACGAAGACGCGGAGGAAAACCUGUAACCCGAGAUUCGACGAGACCUUCUGUUUUCAGAUCACGGCCAAGGAGCUGGAGGACAGAGCGCUCAAACUCACCUUCUACGACGUCGACCGCGACAAGAAGCACCAGGUGAUCGGCCACGUCCUCUGCCUCCUGAAGGACCUCGCCCCCUGGGAAGGAAAACGAAUGAUCCGACGCGACCUUGAGAGGGAAGUAAGCCUAAGUCCUCGCCAACUCGGACAACUCGAACUUACUCUCUGCUACAACGACAACCUGGAGCGCCUCACGGUUACCGUCGGGGCGGCCAGGCAGUUGAAGGUAGAGGAUGACCGGUCUGACAAGAAUGAGUUCCAGGCCCGAAUUGCUCUCAUGCAACAGACCAAGGUGACUAAAACAAAGAAAACGGGUGUAGUGAAAGGCACCGACUCGCCUUCCUUCUACGAGAGUUUUAACUUCAAGGUGGCACCAGAUGCCCUCGACACAACUGCAGUGUGUGUUACUGUCACUGUCGGGAAAAAAUCUGAUAACGUAGUGGGUCGCGUCCAGCUGGGUUCCUUCAUGUUCUCCCGCGGGAAGGCACUGGAGCACUGGGAUCAGAUGGUGGCCAGAAAGAGGGAGCAUGUCAAGCAGUGGCACACGCUCUCUUAGGUUCCCCUCUCCUCUCGUAGGCUCUGUGUUUUCUGGUCUUUUUUUUUUUUUAGUCUGCCCUCUCUUCCUUUUCCUUAUCUUCAUCUUCGUUCUCUUUCUUCUAUGCCUCUUUCUUCUUUUCCUUCUCCUUCUAUUCAUCCUCUUCCUUUCCUCCUCCUUCACUUCCUCUUCCCCUUCCUCUUUCUCUUUCUCUUCCUUUUCCCCCUCUUCCUUCUUCCUCUUCCUCCUCCUUCACCUCCUCUUACCCUUCCUCUUCCCCUUCCUCUUCCUCCUCUUCCUCCUCCUCCUCCUUCACCUGCUCUUCCCCUUCCUCCUCUUCUUUCUCUCUCCCCUCUUCCUCCUUCCUCUUCCUCCUCCUUCACUUCGUCUUCCCCUUCCUCUUCCCCUUCCUCUUCCUCCUCUUUCUCUUCCCCUCUUCUUCCUUCCUCUUCCUCCUCCUUCACCUUCUCUUCCCCUUCCUCUUCCUCCUCCCCUUCUUCCUUCCUCUUCCUCCUCCACCGAUCAAACCGGGACACACAUCCUCUGUUAAAAUUGCUCUCUCACUUAAUCCUCUCCAGACCCUCCUCUCUCCUAUCCACUUUGCAGUCUCCCCGCUCUCGUCUAGGCCUCCCUCUGCCUUCGUGUCUUAGGGAAUGUUGAAUUAAUCCCUCCUUGUGAAGGAUUAUGAAGUCUUUUGCAGGCUUCCCUGUUCUUGAUUCCCCUUUCUCUUUCUUUUUUCUCUUUCCCUUUCCAUUUUCCUCUUCAUCUCCCUCUCCUUUUUUUCUCUCACUCUCU